AGUUUGUAUUGGAACGAUGUACAAGGAAUUGUAUGAAAUCCCACCUUCUCGCCGUUCUCGUGGAAAGAAAGAGUGCAGGCCCUUUUUUUUCUUAUUUACUUAUUUAAUUACAACAUCGCCGUGAGAACACAUGGGGGGCAUGUUUUGUACCCAGCCAUAUCAUCGUGUUCGUUCCCUGCCCAGCCAGCUGGGCAACCCGUCAUCAGUCAUCCGUCAUCCAUCGUUGAUCACAUUUUUUCUCGCCAGGGGGCCAUGUCAACGGCUCUCUGUCCAACAAGUGCCGAUGCGCGUGCGCGCCGCGCGGGGUUCUUUCGGUGACGCCGAAGGGGGGGGGGGAGCCUGCGUCGGGAGCCGCGCUAGUAAAUGUCCCGGGCAGGGCCGCACAAGGCGGCGGUUUUUGCGAGGCCUUCACUGGUCCUCCCCUGUCCCUUGCCGGAGAUACUUCCCACUGAUGUGUAUCCUCAUCAUCGUCAUUAUUAUCAUCAUUAUCAUUAUCAAAAACCAGGAGAGGGUUCUUCGGUCCUCUCUCUCAGCCCGCCAGAAGAACGGCGGCCAGGCCGACGACGAGCAUCCAUGUCCCCGUCCGCCGACCCGGGGAGGAGGACCCGGCGGCGGCGGCGUUGUUGGCUGGCGCGACCAUGAUGGGCCUGUGCCAGCCGCAGUGGACCGAGGCCUCCUGCGUCACGCAGGAGUAGUAGGUCGUCUGGUAGUACCCCAUCUCGGCGAGGUUCGGCUCCGGGCGCGGGGUGACGCCGGGGGCGGGCGGGAGGAGGGAGGCGUAGUCCCGGGGGCCGGAGUCCGCGGGCGUCUCGACGGCGGCGGCUGCGGCUGCGAUGGCGACGGCGGGGACGGCGAGAGACGCGGAGGCGGAGGCGGAAGUCGGCGUGACGGCGGGGUCUUGGGGAGGCCUGCGGUGGAACCGGGCCGGGUCCAGACGGAGCGGCCUGCGGGAGGCGGCGUCGGCGCAGGGGACGGUGGAGUUUGCGGCGGGGGACGAGGAGUUCGUCGAGAGGCGACCUUGGCGGGGCAGGGUCGAGUAGAUUGGGGUCGGGGCCGGGGCCGGGCCGGGGCCCGUGGGGGCGGCCUCCGUCGCGACCGGUGCGGCGGUCGGGAGGAACGGUUCGGCUGGCGGCCGCAGGAACGGCGAGCCGGGCGAGUCUGACGGAUCCGUGCAGGUGGGCGGCGGAGCUGUCGGUGUGGCUGGCGCCGCCGGGAGGGCGGCGGCCGAGGAGGCGAAGAGGAUGAGGAGGAACGAGAGAGGGCGGCGCAUGUUGGCUUGCAAUUUUGGUGACGGGCGUUGAUGGGGUUUUAGGGGGGGCGCGGUUAGCCUGUGAGGGUAAGAUGGUGUUUAUGAACCGGUAGCUGAGUAGUGAGACCGGCUCUUGAGAGUUUUUCUCAGUGUCAAGUUAAAUCACACAGAG
Molecule: messenger RNA, 1421 nt
Organism: Colletotrichum navitas
Lineage: Eukaryota; Fungi; Ascomycota; Sordariomycetes; Glomerellales; Glomerellaceae
Exons: 1
Coding region: 131-1162 (343 amino acids)
Source: RefSeq, a predicted model, not a curated record